GAGUGCGUCUGGCCGGGAGCCCUGCCCCGCCUCUGGGCACAGCGUCACCACCUCCUCUUCCUCUGCGCUGAGUUUCUAUUUCCCCGUCUUCUCGCCCCGGUCUCCGGCACAGGCAGGAUGGCAUCGCCCAUAUCUCAGAAGCUGGAGGAGAAGCUGGUGUGCUCCAUCUGCCUGGAGCUGUUCAGGGUGCCCGUGACCUUGCCCUGUGGCCACAACUUCUGCAAGCGCUGCAUCAGCGACCACUGGGACAAGCAGAAGCAGGUGCCCGCCGGCACCGACGCGAGCUACACCUGCCCCGAGUGCCGCAGGGGCUUCGAGCGGUGCCCGGAGCUGGAGAAGAAUGUCACCCUGCACAGCGUGGUGGAGCUGGCACGGGACAGUGACGAGCGGGGCUCGGCCGCGGGCCGGUGCGAGGUGGCCCCGGCCGAGUUGUGCCGGCAGCACGGGCGGCCGCUGGAGCUGUACUGCGAGGACGAGCGGCGCUGCAUCUGCUGCAUCUGCACCGUCCGGGACUGCCAGCGGCACCGGCGGGUGCUCUUCGAGGAGGAACGAGCCAAAAAGCAGACCUUUUUGGAAGAAUCCCUGGAAAAAUCCCAGGAGGAAUCAGAGAGGAUUGAACAGGCAAUGAAGGAGCUGGAGUUGCAGACAGAGAGCAUCAAGGACUGCUCUGAGCUCAAAGAUGGGAUUCAGAGCAAAUUCACUCACUUGAAGAAAGCUCUGGAGGAUUUCCAGUGUCAGACAGUGGCCAGGAUUGAGCAAGAGCAGAGGGCGGCUCUGGAGCACGUGGACAAGAACUGGAACCUGUGUAAGGACCGCCUGGAUGUCCUUGGCCAGCACAUGGAGAGGGCUCAGAGCCUGCUGGCCUGCCCUGACCACAAGACCUUCCUGCAGGAGUUCCCCCUGCUCCCACCUCUGGAGAGCCCAGAGGUGCUGAUGCCCGUGGAGUUUGAUGUGGCUGCUGUGAUCAAGCCCAUCUCUGAGAUCCUCACCAGCAUCUCCAGGCUCCUGCUGGAGGACCUGCCUGCCUGUGUGGCCCCCGAAGCCCCCAACCCUGCUGGCCAAGGCCCAGUGCAUCCCCAGGAGCUGGUGGUGAAGGCUGUGGACCCUCUCCCCAAGUGCCAGCUCCGAGCUGAGCUUCUGAAGGACCACCGCAACCUGACCUUCGACCCCGAGACGGCCAACAAGUACCUGGAGCUGUCCAAAGGUGCCCGCAAAGCCAAGCACAGUCCUGGCACCGUCCCUGGGAAGGGGCAGGGCCCCCGCUUCGAGCCCUGGCAGGUGCUGUGCACGCAGAGCUACGGCCCCGGCCACCACUACUGGGAGGUGAAGAUCUCCAGCCACUCCGUCAUCCUGGGGGUCACCUACCGGGGGCUCCCCCGGGAGCAGCAGCAGCGCCACAGCUUCAACAUCGGGCUGGACGGGGGCUCAUGGGGGCUGCAGGUGCGGGAGGAUUGUUACCUGGCCUGGCACAAGGGCCACGCCCAGAAAAUCCAGGAGCAGCUCUAUAAGAACCUGGGGGUCAGCCUGGAUUAUGGCAAGGGGCUCCUCUCCUUCUAUGGCCUCGGGGAGAAGACAAAACUCAUCCACUCCUUCCACAGUGUCUUCACUGAGCCCCUGUACCCUGUGUUUUGGCUGUGUGAGGGGCGAGUGGUGACACUGUGCCAGAGGGACUGAGCCAGAGCCAGCACGCUGAGCCAUAGCAAAGCUGGCAAGCCCAGGCUGGUGCCAAAGUGGAGCUGCAGUGAGGCUGUCGUGGUGCAGUGGGACCCCAGUGCUGAGGCAGGUGUGGAGUGCAGUGUUUUAACAAGAGCUGAUGGGGACAGACAUGUAAAUUAACCUGUUUGAUUUGCAAACCUGUGUGAUAUGCAAAUAUCACACUAGUGACACAUGGCAGGGCUGGAGCUCACCAUGGGUGCCUGCCCCUGCAAAUAGAGCAAGGGAAUGGGGGAUAAGGAGGGUGAAAAAAUGAGAUUUUCCUCUUUCUUCUAUCCCUGCCAAACCCCCAAACUUGGGGAAGGUUUGGGAUGAGGGGGACCCCAGAGGGAGGUGCUACUGCCACGGGGUGCUCUGAAACAAUUUGGAGGGACCUCUGUGCUCACACAGCCUCACAUGCAGGCAGGUCCUGCUCCCCCCCCCCCAGCCCCUUCUUGGUUUCCUCAUGCUGUUCUCAGACCUGGCAGAGCAACUUCUCAGGGUUCUACGCUGCAGCUCUUUGUACGAUGCUGCUUUUCCCAAUAAAGCUUUAUUUUCUUA
Vidua macroura (Pin-tailed whydah) is the source of this 2253-nucleotide messenger RNA. It is a transcript of the gene TRIM65, whose product is annotated as tripartite motif containing 65. The record is from RefSeq and is a predicted model, not a curated record. Bases 118 to 1674 code for a protein of 518 amino acids. Gene Ontology annotation, molecular function: zinc ion binding; protein binding. NCBI's taxonomy places the organism in Eukaryota, Metazoa, Chordata, Aves, Passeriformes, Viduidae. The transcript has 6 exons. Gene Ontology annotation, biological process: positive regulation of autophagy.